Messenger RNA from Acanthaster planci (crown-of-thorns starfish), 651 nucleotides. RefSeq lists its product as uncharacterized. The record is from RefSeq and is a predicted model, not a curated record. NCBI's taxonomy places the organism in Eukaryota, Metazoa, Echinodermata, Asteroidea, Valvatida, Acanthasteridae.
AUGAGGAAGGUAUUUGACUGCGCUGCAAGAUUCAAGGGUACAUCACUCAACGAUAAUCUCCUGCAGGGCCCAGAUUUCACCAACAGCCUUGUGGGUGUGCUUACACGGUUCCGUCAGGAGACUGUUGCAUUGGUAGCUGACAUAGAGGCUAUGUUUCAUCAAGUGCGGGUGCCUCCGAGAGACAGCAAUGCCUUACGAUUCCUUUGGUGGCCAGAUCAUGACUUGUUGAAGGAUCCCACUGACUUUCAGAUGCGGGUUCACUUGUUUGGGGCCAUGUCGUCUCCCAGUUGUGCAGGGUUUGCCCUGAGGAAAACAGCCAAGGACUAUGGUGCUGUUUAUGGAGAGGUUGCUACCAGAGCAGUACAUGACAGCUUCUAUGUUGAUGACCUUCUGGUGUCGGUGAGCAACGCAGAAGCCGGCAUUAAUCUUGCCUGUCAGCUCAUCGGUCUGCUAAACAAGGGUGGAUUUAGACUCGGGAAAUGCAAUAACCGAGAGGUUCUGACAGCUAUUCCAGCUGAUGAAAGGGCACCGUCUGUGUUUGAUCUGGAUUUGGAUCACUUGCCCUAUGAACGUACUCUUGGCAUACACUGGAAUGCAGAAGCUGACACUUUUCAGUUCAUGACCACUCUGAAGGAUAGGCCUACUACCUGA